GCCCCCCACUCCCCAGCGGUGGUAACGUGUGUAACGCGCGCAUUCGGCGCGCGUCACUUCCGCAAACAGAAUGUCGGCGGAGCCCUCUCGAAUUUUUGUAUGAAAAAAAACAACAUUGGUUGCUUUUAACUAAAGGGACAAGAAUAAAAUCUAACAAAGAUGGCUGAUUUAACCACGGUUGCAGAACAAGAUUUAAUGAAGAGCUCAGUUGAAGAAGCAGAUAGACCAGCUUUGGUGGCAGAGUCUUCUGCCAAUUUGGAUGAUAAUAGUUCAAGUUCAGGUAGAGGGUCUUUUGCUGAAAAAGAAAAGGAAGAUACUGGUGGUCAUCAGCACAAGGUUUCAAGAAAUAGAAAACAUGAAUUUGAAGAUGAUUCUAGAAAAGUACACAUGGGAGAAGGUCAUGGGCAAACUGUAGCUGCACAUUAUAAUGAACUUCAAGAAGUUGGAGUAGAAAAACGUAGUGAAAGUCGCAUUUUCUACCUGCGAAACUUUAAUAACUGGAUGAAGAGUGUCCUCAUUGGAGAAUUUAUAGACAAGGUACGACAGAAGAAGAACAGUAUCACUGUGUUAGACCUGGGAUGUGGCAAAGGUGGAGACUUGCUUAAAUGGAGGAAAGGCAGAAUCCAUAAACUAGUCUGUACAGAUAUUGCUGAAGUUUCUGUGCAGCAGUGCCAGCAGAGGUAUUCUGAUAUGAAAGUCCGGUCUCGACCUAACGAACAUAUUUUCAAUGCAGAAUUUAUACAGGCUGACAGCUCCAAGGAACUUCUGUCCAGCAAGUAUGAUGAUCCAGCGAUGUACUUUGACAUCUGCAGCUGUCAGUUUGUUUACCAUUAUUCAUUUGAGACACAUGAGCAGGCUGACAUGAUGCUUAAAAAUGCUUGUGGGAAUCUCUGCCGUGGAGGAUAUUUUAUUGGCACAACCCCAAAUAGCUUUGAGCUUGUGAAGCGACUUGAAGCUUCACCCACCAAUUCAUUUGGGAAUGACAUCUACACAGUGAAGUUUGAGAAGAAGGGGGAGUAUCCCUUGUUUGGCUGCAAGUAUGACUUCCACUUGGAAGGCGUUGUUGAUGUCCCUGAGUUUUUGGUUUAUUUUCCAUUACUAGAAGAAAUGGCAAAGAAAUAUAGCAUGAAGCUAGUCUAUAAAAAGACAUUUCGAGAAUUCUACGAAGAAAAUAUGAAGAACGAGGAGCAUAAAAUGCUGUUGAAGCGAAUGAAGGCUUUGGAGCAAUAUCCUGCAAACGAUCAUUCCAGCCUUGUGUCGGAUAAGCCUGAUGACUACGAGCACGUAGAAGAGCUUAUGAAAAAUGGCAAAGCAGAGUUGCCUAUGGGAACUUUGAGUAAAUCUGAAUGGGAAGCAACAAGUAUAUACUUGGUUUUUGCAUUUGAAAAGCAACUGUGAAAAAAUCACGUACUGGAAGUAGCACGAAGAGAUCACACCCCUGUACUAGUUGGAGUGAUCCAAAAAUCCAUUGUGGCAACUAUUUUUUUAUGUUUAUUUUUUAAUUAUUGGAAGUGUGCGGGACACUACCAAAAAACUAGAGCAAGCUCGUGAAUCGGAGUUACAGUUGCCUGUCUGUGACAGAUGGACUAGUGUGUAUAUGUAAAAAUGAUUCUGAACCUGUGUCUUUUAAAACAUAUUUUUAAGUAACCUGCAUACUCCCAGAAACAAAACCCUUUGAACUUUACACAUAUUUUGUUCCAAGCAAAGGUUUCGUUAGUAGAAAUUUGUUCAUGAGUCUUAAGGGCCUGAUCCUAUGUCCUAUGAAAUAAAAAAAAAAAAAAGAGAGAGAGACAGCCGCCGCCCCCCCCCCCCCCCCCCCUUACUUCAGCGAUAUAGAAUUCAGGCUUAGAUAUUGACAGCACAGUUUAAAUACAUUCAUAAUGCAGUACUCUUAUACUUAGAGAGAUGUCUGUACUGAAGUACAGAGAUGCCCAAGCUAGCUUCAGGUACUGAAAAAAAUUCAAGGUCAUGGCACCAUGGAGUACUAUAGCCUAAUUUUACUCUGCUGUGGCUAGACUUGUCCCCAUAGUUACACUAGCUCAGGUGUCUCUAUACUGAAAUGUGUAGUGUAGACAUAACUUCAGUAGUAUUAUAUUGAAGUUGUAGUUUAUGCAUAAAGGUUCCAAGCUGUUCUUGUUUUUUGUGCUUGCUGAUAUGUAGUGUCACCUCACAGUGUUUUCAAGAUUAAAUUGGCUUGCUCUGUACCACUUAA
Molecule: messenger RNA, 2212 nt
Organism: Alligator mississippiensis (American alligator)
Lineage: Eukaryota; Metazoa; Chordata; Crocodylia; Alligatoridae
Gene: RNMT
Product: RNA guanine-7 methyltransferase
Exons: 11
Coding region: 160-1398 (412 amino acids)
Biological process (GO): 7-methylguanosine mRNA capping
Cellular component (GO): nucleus
Molecular function (GO): mRNA 5'-cap (guanine-N7-)-methyltransferase activity
Source: RefSeq, a predicted model, not a curated record